Vicia faba (fava bean) is the source of this 1638-nucleotide messenger RNA. Lineage: Eukaryota; Viridiplantae; Streptophyta; Magnoliopsida; Fabales; Fabaceae. The record is from the annotation of a GenBank genome assembly.
AUGCCAGGAGGUAAAAUGAAGUUUGAUGAGGAUCUUGGUCCUGACCGUGAGGAUGAUUUUCAAACAGAUGAUGAAGAAAAUCAAGCUGAAAGGGUUUUUGAUAAUUUGGAUGAUGAUACCGAAUCAGAUAACAAUAAUCCACCUUCAGAAAAUUUAUCCUUCAAUGAGGUUGACUUUAAUACCUCAUGGCCUCAAACCUAUAGGACAUCUAUGGACAUGUUAACAAGUGUAAGUAAAACACCACCUGGGAUUAAUUUCUUCAAGAUAAUUGGUUCAACAGGGAAGAUUAGUGUCCCUAAGGAAAGCAUCCAAGAUGAAUCUACCAAUUCUUUGACUUUACCGCUUGUUUCUGAGGAGAAAACUUCAAUUGGAAAAGAGGAACCUACAUCGAAACCUCAACUUCGAUCACAUGUCAGCUGUCCAAAAGUUUCUGCCACUGAAUUUUCAUCACCUGAGAGGCAAAGUUCCUUUGCACAAUCAGUGACUAAUGGGACCAAUAUAUUAUGUGGGAUCGGACUUAUGACCAUUCCGUAUGCUGUAAAAGAAGGAGGAUGGUUGAGCCUUGUAAUACUGAUAUUGUUUGCUCUCACUUGUUGCUAUACUGGAAUUUUAUUGAUGAGAUGUUUACAAAGCCGUCCUGAACUCAACACCUAUCCAGAUAUUGGCCAGGCUGCUUUUGGAAUUGCAGGUCGCUUGGGGAUCGCGAUCAUUUUAUACAUGGAACUAUUUGGUUCUUGUGUUGAGUAUAUAACACUUGUCAGUGAUAACCUCACAUCACUUUUCCCCGACACCAGCAUGAACUUAGCUGGUACAGAGCUUAGUACAAAUCAAGUUUUUUCCAUCACUGCAGCUCUUCUAGUUUUACCGACAGUUUGGUUGCGAGAUUUAAGCCUGCUUUCAUAUAUUUCAGUUGGAGGAAUAUUUGCAACAACACUUGUAGCACUUUGCUUGUUUUGGGCUGGUGCAGUAAACCAAGUUGGAUUUAUCAAUCCAAGAAUGAAAAUUUUAGACAUUGAAAACAUAUCUGUAUCAAUUGGUCUCUUUGGUUUCGGAUUUGCUGGCCAUGCUGUUUUUCCAAAUGUCUACUCUUCCAUGAAGGAUCAAUCCAAAUUCCCAUUAGUUCUAUAUAUCAGUUUUGUUUUCUGUCUUGUGAUGUACGUUAGUGUAGGAGUAGUUGGAUAUUUACUGUUUGGUGACAAAGUUCAAUCUCAGUUUACCUUAAACAUGCCAAAAGAGUUAUAUGCAUCAAAGAUAGCAAUCUGGACAACUGUUGUGACUCCUCUAGCAAAAUAUGCCUUAACAUUAUUGCCUAUUGUAUCAAGCAUAGAGGAACUUGUUCCUUCUCCUAGACUAAGAUGUUAUGCUAUGUCUAUUGUUAUCAGAACAUCUUUAGUUCUUGCAAGUUUAGCUGUGGCUCUCUCUUUUCCAUAUUUUGGUUCUGUGAUGGCACUAAUUGGUGCUAUGUUGUCAAUGAUAGUUGCACUUAUUUAUCCUUGUGCAUGUUAUCUCAAGCUACACAGUGGCAGAUUAUCAAAUAUGCAGAUAACAACUUGCAUUUUGGUUAUUAUUGUGGGGAUGAUAAGCGCUAUCAUAGGAACAUACUCAGCUACUACAAGAAUAGCUGGCAAGGGAGACUAA